This is a messenger RNA of Protopolystoma xenopodis, 897 nucleotides long. The record is from the annotation of a GenBank genome assembly. Lineage: Eukaryota; Metazoa; Platyhelminthes; Monogenea; Polystomatidea; Polystomatidae.
GUGAUCUUCACACGAAACGCCAGCGAAUGGCAUUCUUUUCCAUCCGAUAUAGACACACUAGACGAUAAAGGUGAGAUGGUCAGGCCUCCUCAUUGUGUAUAUGCGGACACUGCUGAAGAGGCUGGCACUGGAGGGGGCCAGAAGGUGUGUUUGGCCGGUUUUGGUGUCAGCUCCACGGCCAGACAGGGACGGGGGCCUGAGCAGGUGGCUGAAGGUGUUUGGUCUGGAGGAUGUGGCGUUAUCAGAUCUCCACUUCGGUCUGGAAAGGGCCAACUCUGCCACCCCCUUCAUCAAAACCUUGCCUCAAAGCCAAUUCGAUCUACAAGACGGAACGUUUGGACACACCCACCGCAUCCGAGGCUGAACAGGCACAAUUGGACUAAGGCCCCUUCGCAGGUGCAGUCUUGCCGGCCCCAAUCCUCACCUUCUUUUGACCACAUACACACACACACACACACGCAGUCCAGCGCACAAGAAAUGCCCAAUGUUUUGUACACACACAGUGUCUACUCCUUCAGGAUUAACACACACAAUCUACAGAAUUCCCUUAGUCUUGCAGAAAUCCCCAGGCCCCCUGUCCACCUUGCGGUGGUACACGGGCGAGAUUCACUUAGCUAUGAAUCACAUGAAAUCUUGCGAAACCCCGGCCUAAGGCGAGCUGAUAAGACAACCCGACCAGGUGAGUUGACUCGGCGAGGUGUGUGGGGUAAGACAAGAAGCGGAAGAAGCGGAGAAACUGGAUGCCUCUUUCCAACGACUACGAUCUGGCCGGCCCCUUUCUGUCGGCAGACGAAUCCUCCAUCCAACAGUGUCACAGACUUCACCUCCUGUCGCCUCGAUCUGGCCACAUACAGACAGACUUGUAUACUUUUGCCGUCAGACACGCAGACCGACUAA